AUGGGAUUUCUGAGUGGUGUUCUCAGUAACAUCCACAAGCAUUUAGGGCAGCAUAAAGGAGAAAUAAACAAUGCAAUUACGUCACUUGAGACCAAUAAACACGCCGGUAAAAAAGGUUUUAGUGUUGCGAUUGUGAAGGUGGUCGAAGGGGUGGGGGGGUAUAAUGAUGGUGUCAUGAAGUCUAAUAAAAGGGUUUCAGAUCCUAUAAUCAGAUUAUUAGAACAGGUAAAUGAUGCCUUCAAAAAACAGGUAAGUGAGUUAAAUAAGAAUAUAGACAUACGCAGGCCUCAGACUGCACAGGAAGCUGCAUUGGACGCCGAAAACCUAGUAAAACAAUCUGUUCGGAAUGCAACCAAUUUUUUUGAAACUUUAGAUAUCGAUCGUAAUCACAAAGAUAUAAAAAUUUCGAUUAAUGAUCUUAAUUCUAAUUUGCGUGACAGAGUUAACAUAGCGUGUGACUCCGUUAAGCUUGAGACAAAGCAUCUGCGUGAACUAUCCAGGAAGGAAGAGAAACACCUACAGGACAUGGAAAGAGAGAUUGAACGUGUGUUGACUGAUGCAGGAGCCUGCGUGAAUAGGGAAAUUAGAGGUCAAGUAACGAAGCUUAUUAACGAUAUGAAAGAAAGGGUAACGAAAAUCAAGUUGCAAUUGGAGGACAUAAAAAGAACGCUGACAGGGUAUGUGGAUGAGUUAACUAAGUGGAUUGAUUCAGUUACGAUAGUCAUAACGGCGGCUUUGGGUAGAGUUGAUUCGAUAUUAAAAGAGGUUAAUAAAGGUGAUUCAAGUAUGAAGCCGUAUAAAAUUGAGGGUGCUCUAAGGGAGAUCACAGCAUCUGUAUUGAUACUUCACGGCGCCGGAGAGGCGGCUAAAGCGCAGGUCAAAGAGAAAGUUACUGCAGCGCUUGGGCAGGUUAAGGAUAUGAAUGACGCGCUGAAGGAGGAUUUGUAUAAGGUUAAAGGAGCCAUUAAGGGAGCGAUUUGGAAACAUGUCGAAGAGUCGAUUAGAACGCCGUAUGAGAAGUUGGAAGGGCAUGUGAAGGAUGGAUUGUGGAGGAUUGAAGAUGCAAUAACUCGUAUCCUCACUCCCCUCAAAACCAAUUCGGACGGAUUUUACGAAAAAAUCGAAGCUACACAGAGAGCGAUUCAGGAGGCUAUCAGCGGUGUGGAAAGCCAGCUUAGUAAGUUACAGAUUCUUGAUGUCGCUGCGAUCAAUGGUGAAACCAAAUUAUUACAGGCUAUAAAAGCAGGCGAUGCGUUUGACUCCGUUAGUGAAUAUAUAAUGACGCUCGACACCAAUGUGAUGGUCCAAGUCCAGGCGGCGAUAAACAAAAUGGGUGCAGUGUGGAAAAAAUUCGCAAGCGGUGCGAUAUAUGAUGAUGUACAGAGUGCUGUUAAAGAAGCUGCGCAGGAGCUUCGCGCGCUUGACGGCAUUGCAAACGGCACUGUUCAGAUAACUGACUUACAGUCAGUGACAAUGGGUAAGGAGAAUUUUCAAGGUGUAGAUAGUAUAAGAGAAAUUAUUAAACCGCAUGUGUCUGCUAUUCAGCAAAUACUACCAAAACUAAUUGGUAGAAGUAGCUCAAUAAGUAGGGAGGAAGUGGAAUCUAUACUUACAGACCUAGGCAACAUUGCUAAAAGUGUAUCGCAGCACUUUAAAGACGUGUUACUCCAAGUUAUUGAAGUCAUUGAAAUACAACUUGCGUCGGAGAUAGGAACUGUUGCGCAAGCUAUAAAUGCUAAGGUGGAUGUUAUCAUAAAGGGCGUAGAUAAUGGUGACGAAAGUGACGUUCCAGUUACGUACAGCGACGGAAGCCAGCAUAAAAACUCUAGAGGCCUUCAGGCGUUGGUGGACGAUUUCAAUAAAAACAUUAAGCAGAAACUUGACAACCUUAAAUCGACUGUCAUCCCGCAAACGUUUAAGAAGAAGGAUACUCAGAAUUACGGCGAUGGUACAAAGAAUUAUGAUUUUGAUCAUAUCAUGAAGACAUUCAAAACUACGUACGACAGUAUUAACGCUGAGCUCGAAGAAGGCAAAUUUCAGAAAGCUGUCGCUGACAAACUUAAUACGGAGAUCGGCGGGGAUGCAAUGGGCAGACCAGCCGAUGUUGAUAGAAUAUCCGAUUUGCAGAGAGGUAAAUUUGUAAAUUAUGAAAAGCAAGUACAACAAGAUAGCCUUAUUGGUGAUGAGCCAGAAAAGUUUGAAGGCGCACUUCCAAAGAAGAUCAGGGACAUUAAGACCCAGGUAGAACAAGCAUUGGGAAAGAUCGACAGUGAAAAACAAUAUGCAGAAGAAGAAUUGAAAAAAGUCACCACUGCUCUCCAUGAGCUGUUCCAGCUUAUCGAAGAAGACGCCCAAUUCGCCAGGGGAAACUUGACCGAUUUGAGGGAUAAAUACUUCGGGGCGUAUGAUGAGGCUAAGCGGAUAGGAACGGAGAGCAUUCAGAAAAUAAAACAGCAGCUUGUUUUGCUUCAUGAGAUAGAUGUGACAGAGGUCAUAGGGUUGGCCGAUGACUUCAUCCAGAAAGACGCACGAAACUUACAAGACAAAUACAUAAAGUCGCUAAACCAGCACGUUGACAAUCAAGUUGAAGAUGCCAAAAAAUUAAUAACCCAAAAAGCACGCGUAGAUCACGUCACCUCUACCCAGCUGUUGCUUACUCACUUCGCCGACAGGGUCACCGCGCACCUCAAGGGACUGCCCGAGGCGAUCGAAAAGGACAAGCACACUGGCUUCAAGGGAUUCAUGGAGGCGUUCGAGGGGAAACCGGCACCACCACCCCAAUGGGAUCUUUACGCUCCCCGAAAUCAGUCGAGUAAACUGGAAGAGUUUAAAGGAGCUGUCACCAAAAAACAGGCGUCGAAGAAAGAAGAAUUCAAGACGCUGUCACAGGAGUUCAAGAAAUUGUACGAUCCACUCAACACGUAUCUCGUCGUCGAACUUAAAAGACAUCACACUGAGACCAUGUCAAAUAGAAAUCCUUCAGUCCGGGUUGUCGAUGGUGAUCCAAUUCCUCAUACCAAAAAUGUCGGCGAUCUCAAGGACAAAUUAGAUGCGUUACUGCAACACCUUCAUGACAUUCCGGCAGCUAGAAAACACCUUUUCGACCACAAUUUCAGCACCAAACUCAACACCCUCCAGUCUUUACUUGAUAACCUACGCCCCGCAUCCUACGCCGACGACAGCAACCUCCUGCUCGAGUGUCUAAGAAAGGGCGUACAGGGGAUGCACGAUGAGCUAGCGAAGGCGUACAUCUCCGCCUACGACAGUGAGACGUUUGGCGGCGAGAUGUUUGAGAAGCAGAAAUUAACGCCGUAUGGCGCCAAAUUCGCCAAAAUAUGCUUCACCGUGGUAUGCACCCUCAACUCCACGUUGACCGACUUGACGCACAAUUGCAAGAGUCUACGUGGACAGCAAAUUAAUAAGUCCACCGACGUGGGAAGAUCAUUUGUCGGCCACGGCUACGCGGUCUCCGAUGCGACGCUGCAGAACGGCGAGUUGCAAAACAGACCGACAGUUGCGGGGGAGAACGUUGCAAAGCGGCUGCUGCUACCAAUUCGCGGCGCCGAUGACAACGCACAUCUUAAGGGAUGCAAAUCGAACGAGCAAAGAAAAGACAAUCACUUCCACGUGUUCGACGCUAUUGACUGCAUAUUCAGCCACUUCGAGCAGUACAAUGAACUGUGCCACCUGCUCACGGCCUCAGCGAGGCAGCACCCGUGCUCCGUAUACGACAUAUUGAUCUGGCUCAGCGGUUUUCCGUACACUGCCGUAUAUUCUACAAUGCGUGAUAUCACCAUCAGUGACUUAUUUGACAACCCGCAUAAGAAGGCGGCCGGCGACGACGAACUUGAGCUCACAUCGACUGACAUGGCAGCCCAAUCCAUAACAGCACACCCCCGGAACAUAUCGUAUAACUACGUACGUAAAGCCGUGGACCACAUCUGUGCGACGUCGUAUGACGUAUUGACUGCCGUCGUCGGGACUGGCGACUCCAGGACCGUUUACGCCUCCGACUUCUGCAACAACUCAUUUAAUUUCCAUUACCCAUCGGAUCCGUCGGACUGCCUGGACAUGCUGCUGGACCUACUGCGCCGAUUGUUGCCCGUGUUCCGGUUCCUGGAACUGCAGUGUAACAUCACGCCCGAACACCACGGCUGGUCACACUGCCGCUACGGGAGGGACAUCCCUACAACCAAAUCGCAGUGUAACGAGCACUCAGGCGAUGAAGCAAACAGCCAAGCAAGGUGUCAAGUAAACUGCCAACCAACGUCCCCGCUAAUGUUAUAUCUCAGUGACAGCCUCCCUGGCCAUCUGCCGCACCAACUGCAGUCAGUGGGAUGCAGAGCGAAAUGCAGCACCUGCUCCAAGAGCUCUCCAGGGCAACCGUGCCUGCUUCCUCUCGGAUUCAAGGGCUUCUCGGGCAGCACGAAAACGGGCAGACAGUUGUGUGACGCAAUCAAGACCUUCCUCGGUACAGGCUUAAUAUCCUCACUGAUGUGCCUUCUGCCCAAGCCACCAUCCACGCUGCCGGAGCACUUCCAGUUUGUGCUCACGUUGGUUGGUGCGUUUAAUGCUAACAGAGAUGUCAACUCAAAUGCUGUCCACGCUGCGUUUGUGAAGGCAAUCAAGAAGCAGUCCAUCGACUUGUGUGCGGAUCCAGGCACACUCACAGGUGCGCUUAGUGACGCUUACAAAAACGGCCGGAGCCACGAAGUUGGCGAGCAUCCCAAAGCUUCAGACUCCGACUUGUCAACGCUUUCAAUGCCUACUACGUGCAACUAUCCGAACAAGGAUGUUCACUGCGCUCCGUACCUGACCACGUUGCACAAUGAUGCAUACCACUACGCUGCCGAGAAGCACGCCGGUCUCUACCUGUCAUGGGCAGUGUACUUACCGUGGUCGUUCUGGCAGUGUCUUGAAUCUUUGUUCAGGGCGUUUACCAACAUAUCCUGCCAGGAUUGGGGAUGUCGUCGCUGUACGCAUGGCACAGCUUGCAAACGGGGUAAGCAUGGCGCUGCCUAUAAUUGCCAGUGCAAAGGCCUCGUUGAAUGCCGCGGUGUCAUAAGCACGUUGUAUAGUUUCGGAUUCACGUUCGGCAAUCCAGCAACGCUUUCAGCUGCAGAGGGGAAAAGGUAUUGCCACAAUUUCUACAAACAACUCAACAAUGUAUUAAAUUCCAACUACUUCAGAACGCUGUUCGAAAAGUGCGAUGAAUUCAUUUUCACCAUCCGCGGACCUUUCUUGUGGAUGACCGUCGCACUCUGGUCACUGUCCCUCUUCUACCUCAUCUGCGUCAUGGUUGGCAGACUGGAUGUGCUCCACAUACGGUCACAUCUGAGGAUACCGUCGUCGCACAAGAUAACGGCGCAAUCGCUGUUGGCGGCGGCGCAAGUCGGAAGGCUUGCCAAGAUAUCGUACCUGCAACCGUAA
This is a messenger RNA of Babesia bigemina, 5430 nucleotides long. RefSeq lists its product as hypothetical. Lineage: Eukaryota; Apicomplexa; Aconoidasida; Piroplasmida; Babesiidae. The coding region runs from base 1 to 5430 and encodes 1809 amino acids. The record is from RefSeq and is a predicted model, not a curated record. The transcript has a single exon.